Messenger RNA from Cryptotermes secundus, 895 nucleotides. It is a transcript of the gene MED7, whose product is annotated as mediator of RNA polymerase II transcription subunit 7. Gene Ontology annotation, cellular component: mediator complex; core mediator complex. The transcript has 3 exons. Gene Ontology annotation, molecular function: transcription coregulator activity. The record is from RefSeq and is a predicted model, not a curated record. Lineage: Eukaryota; Metazoa; Arthropoda; Insecta; Blattodea; Kalotermitidae. Gene Ontology annotation, biological process: regulation of transcription by RNA polymerase II. Bases 183 to 845 code for a protein of 220 amino acids.
GUUACGGUAGCCUCAUAGUCAGACAAUUACAUCGAAUUACACAGAGUUGCCCGGGGCUCUUAGUGAUAUUAGUGAAAGUGUUCUGUGGCUGUAAUGUAAGCCGAAGACAGAGUUUCAGGACGUGUGAGAGAGCUUUAGAAGUUACACUUGUAAGGACACCGUAUACAAAGUACCUGUGGAGAAUGGCAUCAUCGGAAACAGCUCAAGUCAGCUCAUUACCUCUGCCUCCCGUACAAUAUAUUAAUCAUUAUACAGAUGAGAAUAUUAGGAGGGGUAGGGCACCAAGACCCCCACCAGUAAUUCAUGAUACAUAUUCAAUGUUCGGAAAUACGUUUAAUGCUGAUGACACAAUAAUAAGGCCACUUGAAAGCCAGGGCAUCAAACGAUUGUAUCCCCAGCAUUUUGAUCGUCGACGUGAGCUCCGAAAGUUGAAUCAUUCCUUGCUUGUCAAUUUUCUUGAUUUGCUGGACUUACUUGUUCAGUGUCCAGACUCUCCUCGUCGAGCUGAGAAAGUCGAGGACCUUAGUCUUUUGUUCAUUCAUAUCCAUCACCUACUCAAUGAAUUUCGUCCACAUCAAGCCAGAGAAACUCUGAGAGUAAUGAUGGAACUUCAGCGUAGACAAAGGAUAGAGACAGCUCAACGUUUCCAAAAACAUUUAGACAAGGUAAUGGAAAUCUUACAGCAAGCUUUGCAAAUGUUGCCAGAUCCUUCUGAAACUGAUUCUAAACUCCUAAUUCCAACAGAGUUAUUUGACUGCAUGGACACUGCUAAUCAGGAUGAAUCGGCUAGUGAAUCCUGUAAUGCUCUGGAUCGGCUAAUGUGUGAAAUUGUAGAUGCAUUGUAAUAUCAUCUUAUAAAUAAAAUGUAAUAAAAUACUGUUUGCAUUUGGCAGCA